This is a messenger RNA of Ctenopharyngodon idella (grass carp), 9731 nucleotides long. Its product is annotated as kelch domain-containing protein 8B-like. The record is from RefSeq and is a predicted model, not a curated record. Gene Ontology annotation, molecular function: protein binding. NCBI's taxonomy places the organism in Eukaryota, Metazoa, Chordata, Actinopteri, Cypriniformes, Xenocyprididae. The transcript has 8 exons. Bases 1485 to 2564 code for a protein of 359 amino acids.
GUGAUGCUGAGCCAAUGGAGAUACUCGUGCGAGAAGCAUCUGUCCGAAACCCAAACUAACCGCUGGCAUAACGCUACUGUCUCCGGUAUGAGAUGCGCGUUGAGAUGAAAAUCUGAUUGAAGUUUGAAGAAGCUCACUCUUAUUCACUGACUUUUGGAAAUUCGCUCGAGAAGGACAAAACAAGAAGGCCCUAACCUAUGCAACAGGUCUCUACUUAUAAAGAGCAAUGCAAGUCCCUCAGAUUCAGAUGGAAGAUUAUGGAAUGAGGAUGUAUGUGUGUGUGAGCAAGAGAGGAAGAUUCUAGAGAGGAAUGAGGAGAUGAGCUGUUGUACAGGAAGCUGUCUGAAGUGGUCCUGAUCAUUUUACUGGACUGUGGAUUAGUACAAUGGCGAUGCAGACUGGAGCUGAUGUUUAUCCCGUGGAUCUACUGGACAGCAUAUCCCAGUGACAUUAUCAUCUCCCACAAUUCCCAGGAGACUCUUCCUUCUGGAAUAAACUCUACAGCUAGGGAACUAGAGCUUAAACAUUUGGGAUUUUUCCCAUGUUUCUGACAUUAUCUGUAAGAAAUGAGACUGAGGCAUCUGUCUUUUUUCUCUACAUGGAGGAAAGUUAAGGGAAUUGUACUAAAGGCUGACCGACAGGAUUAAUUUUACUUACAAAACUGCUCCUUUACAUCUAAACCCAAAGAAGAGCCUGAUGGUGUCAUAUGAUCUGGACUGAUUGUACUCAGUCGGAGUGCCCAGCGGCAGAACUUUGGCUCCAGAUGAAACUGAUGUUUUUCCUGCAUAAUUCUUAGUCAGUCUGGAGUCGUUAGCCCUCCUGCACUGUGUGUUGUAGCAUGUGGCUUGGGCUCAACAUCCACAGCAUCUUAAUUACACAGCCGAACCAAUUUAGACCACGGAGGAAACAUCUCUACAUCUGGAGAUUGGCUGCCAUUUAGAGAUCUGCUUUCCUCUUUUUUUGUCAUACCUAUGCUAUUACCCAAAAGAUGCCCAAGAGAUCCUGCUGUCUCCCAAACAUGCACCUACGUCAGGCAUGAGGGUCACACUGACACUUUUGGCAGGGCUACAGAAAGGGAUCCAGCUACACGUUCCACGUGGAUAAAUUAGUUUAUUUCGUGUCGGAGUUACACAUUCUUUCCAUAUUUUUUACAACUGCACAGCUCGUGGAAGACGACGGGAAAGACUUAAAAGGGCCUGAUGCACCUUUUAAGAGCAGCGACAAAAAUGAAUAAAUCAUCAAGAGGGAGUGAGGGCUAGUUCUUCACAGACAGCGCUUAAGGAAACGCUCUCCCCCCCGCCCCCACCUGCCGGCUCUGAGCGUGCGAGAGCUAGAACUGAGGUCUCUGGCAGACUGACAGUUGCAGCCUCUCCUGCUCUCUAGCCUGGCGUUUUGUUGAUGCAUUUGCCUUGAUUUUCACGUUCCUCUGCCCUCCCUCUCCGUGCCCGUGUCAUGCUCUGUUGCCGGCGUGCCGUCCUGGAGCCAUGCCCAUCCCAGAGAUGGCUUUGAGCCCGGUGAAGUCUCUGUACUGGGAGGUGUUCCCCUCCAUGGCCAUGCAGCGGGUGUACUGCACGCCCGUGCUCUGGGCCGGGCGUCUCUAUGUGCUGGGGGGCUGCAGCGAGAACGGCCUCCCUUUGGACUCCGCCGAGGUGCUGGAUCUGGAGAGCCAGCGCUGGUGCGAGCUGCCCCCUCUCCCCACUGCUCGGGCCGGGGCAUCCGCCGUGGCCGUCGGAGACCAGCUGAUGGUCAUGGGAGGCAUGGAUGCGCAGCAGAGCCCACUGGCCUCGGUGGAGGUGUAUCACCCUGACGAGGGCAAGUGGGAGAGGAAGACGGGACUGGGGCAACCCUCCAUGGGCAUCACCACGCUGGAGAAAGAUGGCAAGGUGUAUGCAUUGGGCGGGAUGGGAGCUGACACGACCCCUCAGGCCUUGGUGAGGCUGUAUGAGCCGACAAAAGACCAAUGGCUGCCCCUCACCUCCAUGCCCACACCCCGCUAUGGAGCCUUCUCCUUCCUGCGCGGUAACAAGAUCUAUGUUCUGGGUGGGCGUCAAGGCAAAUUGCCAGUGACCGCAUUUGAGGCCUUCGACCUUGAGAUGAAGAGCUGGACUCGGUACCCGUGCAUCCCCAGCCGCAGAGCGUUCUCCUCAUGCGCGGCCAGUGACAGGGCGUUUUUCAGCCUGGGCGGCCUCCAGCAACCUGGACCCCACAACUUUUACUCCAGACCUCACUUCGUUUCCACUGUAGAGGAAUUUGAUUGUGAGCAAGGUGUGUGGUUGAAGGCCACGCGGAGCUGUCGCAUGAGAGAGAAGCGGGCGGACUUUGUAGCCGGCUGUCUCGGUGGACGGGUCAUCGCUGCGGGGGGACUCGGUAACCAGCCGUCCCCGCUGGCGUCAGUGGAGAGUUAUAACCAGCUGAAGAGGAGAUGGGAACCCGUGGCCCCGUUACCCAGCCCUCGCUGCUCCUGUGCCUCCAUUCAGACCCCCAACAUGCUGUUCCUCAUCGGAGGGGUGUCCCAAGGUCCCAGCAAUGCUGUGGAAGCCCUCUGUUUGAAAGAGACCGUCUGACACACACAUACACACACACACUAAUGGACAACUAUAACAAAUCCUCACAUGCUGUACUUUCCAGAGUGUAGGCUCUGCAAACACACACACACAUACUGACGUCAAGUUGACGCGUGUGUCUCUGACAAAUAUUCACAGACUUUCCCCUCAGAGGACGCAUCAGCUUUAUACUUUGAAUAGUGGAGACAAUCUACUGGAGCUUGGACAGCGUUCCACACCUCUGGACAAAAGAGUUUUGGACUGGAGAUCUAAGACAAGCAAAAAAUACACAAGUAUAUUAAUUAAUUGAACAAUAUUCAUAUAUAUAUAUAUAUAUAUAUAUAUAUAUUAAUAUAUUGUUAUAAUAAAUAUAUAUCAUAUUUAUUAACAUAUAGAAUAACAAAAAACAAAUAUAUAUAGAUAUAGAUAUAUAUAGAUGUGCAGACCUAUACAGACAGGCACACGCAACAGUCCAGGCGCCUUUGAACUGUACAGCAUUUUCAGUAUAAAAGCAGGGUAAUUUUCUGGCAAACUAAAGAGGAACUUAGGGCCAUAUCCACCACGCUGCCACAGCACCCGUCUGAGGUAGCAUGUUUAGCACUUUUUGUACUAUUGACAAACAGAGAAUCUUCUGCGCGAGACUUCAGAAGUGGGAGGCGGAUGCGUGUACGUGUGUGUUUUUGUACCUUCACAGCCAUGAACGUGUGAAAUAGAGCAUUGUUAUGAGUGGAAAGAGCAACUUAUAAUGGCAAAUCACUGAUGCCUCACUGUAGCAUGAGACAGGGGAGAAGGAUGACAAUGUGGUUAAUCUUGCUGGUUAAUUAAAGGAAUGUUCCGGGUUCAAAACAGCUUAAGCUUGAGAGUAUUUGUGACAUACUGUUGAUUAGCACAUACAAUAAUUUUCAUGUGUCCAUCAGUUAGUAAAAACAAGCAAAUGUGUUUACAGUAAGCCGUGUAUCCACCAAAGCUGUUUUUUUCCAGCGGCUAGCACACUUAUCCAAUUGUUUUCAAUGGGAGCGGCGCAUUUUCUUAAACGCCAGGAGCGGAGGCGCUGAGCGCUCGGCGUUUUUUACUAGUCGCCUCGAGUUGAGAGAAGAACGUUCAACUUUGAGUAAAACGCUGCGCACCUCAUCACUGUCACUUUUUAGUCAGCCGUCCAAUCAGAAUAGAGAAGGGGCGGGACAAAUAACGAACUCUGACCAACUGUCACAACAUUCUUGCUGUACAACGACGUUAACAAGCAGAGAACGGAAAAACAUACAGACGUGGACAAAAUUGUUAGUACCCUUGAUAAAUAUGAUUAAAGAUGACUGUAAAAAUAAAUCUGCAUUAUUUAUCCUUUUGAUCUUUAAUUCAUAAAAUUAGCAAAAAUCUAACCUUUCAUUGAAGGAAAAGAAUUCAAAGUGGGGGGAAUUUCACAUUAUGAAAUGAAUGUUUUUCUCCAAAACACACUGGCCACAAUUAUUGGCACCCUUUUAUUCAAUACUUUUUGCAACCUCCUUUUGCCAAGAUAACAGCUCUGAGUCUUCACCUAUAAUGCCUGAUGAGUUUGGAGAACACCUGACAAGAGAUCAGAGACCAUUUCUUCAUGCGGAAUCUCUCCAGAUCCUUCAGAUUCCCAGCUCCAUGUUGGUGCUUGUUCUCUUCAGUUCACUCCACUCAUUUUCUUUAGGGCUCAGGUCAGGGGACUGGGACGGCCAUGGCAGAAGCUUCAUUUUGUGCUCAGUGACACAUUUUUGUGUUUGUUUUGGAUCAUUGUCCUGAUGGAAGAUCCAGCCACGGCCCAUUAUUGGAUUUCUAGCAGAAGUGGUCAGGUUUAGAUCUUUUUAAUCUGUUGGUAUUUGAUAGAAUUCAUGAUACCAUAUAUCUGAACAAGAUGUCCAGGACCUCUGGCACAAAAAUAAUUAAAGAUCCAGCAGUAUAUUUAACUGUGGACAUGGGGUACUUUUUAUCCAUGUGUGCACCAAACCCAUCUGGUGGGUUUGCUGCCAAAAAUCUCUUUUUUUUUUAGUUUCAUCUGACCAUAGAAGCCGGACUCGUUUGAAGUUCCAGUCGUGUCUGACAACUGAAUAUGCUGGAGAUUGUUUCUGGAUGAGAGCAGAGGAUUUUUCUUGAAACCCUCCCGAACAACUUGUGGGGAUGUAGGUGCUGUUUGAUCUUUUUUUUUUUUUUUUUUGUCUUUCUGAGACUGAAGAUUAAACUAAUCUCUGCAAUUCUCCAGCUGUGAUCCUUGGAGAGUCUUUGGCCACUCAGAUAACAAUAAUUGUGGCCAACGUGUUUUGGAGAAAAACAUUUAUUUCAUAAUGUGAUUUUCCCCCCACUUUCAAUUCUUUUCCUUCAAUGAAAUUUUUGCUAAUUUUAUAAAUUAAAGAUCAAAAGGAUAAAUAAUGCAGAUUUAUUUUUACAGUCAUCUUUGAUCAUAUUUAUCAAGGGUACCAACAAUUUUGUCCACGUCUGUACAUAGCAAAUACUCUACAUUGUGUCGACAUUUUUAGUCUGAAGCAAAUUAUCUGCGAAAUCGGUUAGCAACAAAGCAUCUCAACUGAAAAAAAACAACAAUAAAACGCUGCGCUGCCGCUCUCAAGUGCUCACAGAUAGGCGUUUUCAGCAGAGCGUCUAGCAUUUUUAGCCAGCUUUGGUGGACACACGAACUAAUGCUCUUAUAAUUUUGUAGGUAUAUUGGGCAAAUUUAAACAUUUUGUAAAUUAUUUAAAGACUUAUUCCUGUGAUGGCAAAGCUGAAUUUUCAGCAUCAUUAACAUUACUCCAGUCUUCAGUGUCACAUGAUCCUUCAGAAAUCAUUCUAAUAUGCUGAUUUGCAUUUUCGAAAGUCCUUCGAGGUUCGAAAAUGCCGGCGUAGUGUAAAUGACAGGCGUAACCGUGGCAAAACUUAUACGUUUUAAAACAAAGACGCACUAGUGUAAACAGGGCCAUAGUAUGGGUACGUCUGAUUUUUAGAACACCAGCCAUGCCGGAAUUUGAAAAAUUCGAUAUAAAGUUUUUUAGACUUAUGUUAGCAUAUAUUGUGGUUAAUUUUUAUGGUUAUACUUUUGAAACUGUCUCUUUUAAUAGUCAUCCAGACUGAUCACUGUAAGUGCAUUACUGUAAACAUGUAUCAUAUUUGUUUGUACUAGCUGAUGCACUUGUUUUCUUGGUUAAGUAAACUUGUAUUGAAUACAGAACAUUCUUUUAAUACCAGUGAAGUUUGGAGAGAGGGAAAGUCUGAUAGUGUUCCUUUUUCUGGAGUGAGCUGUAUGCGGAAAACCUUGACACUAAAAUAUUCGACACUCAGCACGUUAAACACACAGGAAAUGUGUUCGGCGAUCAAGUUCACAUGCAGUGAUAUUCAUAUUUAAUUAAAAGCUUUUUCUUCAGGGUAAGAGCUAAUUAAAUCUAGUCAAAGUAGUUGCAAUUCAAGGCUCACAUUAACCGUUUCUGAGUGACCCAUUUACAGGACGAGAGAUGAACGCUCUCAGGAGACGUGGAGGAGGACAGAGGGCUCACUUCCUGUAAUUUGUGAUGAGAUAAAACCCUUGACGUAGACCUCAUAUGCCUCAUUUUCAGUUCACUGGUGCCCUGUGAGGGUCUUGUAUUGCCCCCACUGAUGAUUUGACAUGGGUAUCGGGUCACUGAGCUCACUUUCAACAGAAAUCAUAUAUGUCAGGAAUUCACAUUGCUUAGGGUGGAUGCACUAAAUUCAGGUGCAUCUUCACUAGGAGAGGUCAGUAUGGGUUUGAUUUAUCUGGUCUGUGCGUGUUUGUAUAAAUAUGUGCACCCACACACCGAUUAUCAUCUGAUCUCAGAUGGUUUGCUGACCUGUUGUUAUUGGGUGAUAUGAUGCCUGAGGGCACAAUAAGACAUUCAUACAUAUUCAUACUGACCGUUGUUUUGAGUGCAAAUGGCUGUUUGUGUGGGGGGGUUUUUUUGGGAUAAAUAAAGGGAUAGUUCACCGAAAAAUGAAAAUUUUGUCAUCAUGUCUCACCCUCAAGUAGUUCCAAACAAAGGAAGAUACAUGUGACCCUGGACCACAAAACCAGUCAUAAGUCACACAGGUAUAUUUGUAGCAAUAGCCAACAAUACAUUGUAUGGGUCAAAAUUAUAAAUUUUUCUUUUAUGCCAAAAAUCAUUAGGAUAUUAAGUAAAGAUCAUGUUCCAUGAAGAUAUUUUAUACAUUUCCUACCAUAAAUAUAUCAAAAAUGUAUUUUUGUGAGUGGAUAUGCCUUGCUAAGGACUUCAUUUGGACAACUUUAAAGGCGAUUUUCUCAAUAUUUAGAUUUUUUUGCUCCCUCGCAUUCCAGAUUUUCAAAUAGUUGUAUCUCGGCCAAAUAUUGUCCUGUUCUAACAAACCAUACAUCAAUAGAAGGCUUAUUUAUUCAGCUUUCAGAUUAUAUAUAAAUCUUAAUUUCAAAAAAUUGACCCUUAUGACUGGUUUUUGUGGUCCAGGGUCACAUAUUUGGAAGAAUGUCAGUAACCAAACAGAUCUCGCCCCCCAUUUACUACCAUAGUAGGAAAAAUAAGUACAAUGGUAGUCAAUGGGGGGAGAGAUCUGCUUGGUUACCGACAUUCUUCCAAAUAUCUUUGUGUUCAGCAGAACAAAGAAAUUCAUACAGGUUUGGAACUACUUGAGGGUGAGUAAAUGAUGACAAAAUUUUCAUUUUGGUGGGGAACUAUCGCUUUAAGUACUGAAUGUCAGUUUGGUUUACAUUCAACAUUAAAAUGCCUCGUAGAAACCUAAGAAUCAAAAGAACAACACAUUCAAUCCACAUACUUGUUUUAGAUUUAUGCCUCCCCAAUGACUGUAAUGAUGUGCUGGCUGACGGCGGUCUUGUGCAUCAUUUCACAGUGGAAACUACAAAUAGAUGGAUAUUUAUGCCUGUACGAAGCCAUGACAGUCAUCCUGCUCACAGACAACAGAGGACUGGAAGAUGUGUGACAACGUCAGAAGAUGAGCUUAGAGAGUUUUAUUUGAAUUUUAAUUCGGCCUCAUUAAUGUAGGCUCUACUGCAGGCUAACUCAGAUGGCGAAUUCAUUUUUACUUUGCUUUAUAUGAGGUUAAAUGUCACAGCGGUUCAAAUCUGAAACACCCUCCAGCACGGCAGAAGACGACAAUGUGUGAAUAGAUGAUCUAAGGGAAAGAGAUAAUGCCAAGAGAAAUAUACCUCUAUUUUUUCUUGUCUACGAAUUCUGCAACAAGACACAUGACACAUUUUUCGUUUUCACUCGAGUCUCGUUUCUGCUGCCUCUAAGAAAUGGGAACGCUGAACGUCUUUACUUAUGAGAAAACGUCUCGAGAUGUUAAACAGCUCUGGUGAAUGAGGGGCUUCAGUGGGUGAAGUAAGCUUAUAUUUUCAUAUCUAGAGGUGCGAAAUGUUUUACUCGAGUUUAUUUCAGAGGUGUCGUUCAGACCUCUCCACAGUGCUUUAAAUUACUUUAGGGAAUUCAAAUCAUUGGACUCUGGGCUUUUUUUAUUAUACAAACAUGUUCGAAUGCAUUUCGUCUUUUACCCUUAUUUGUAUGUAAAUCACUUUGGAGUAAACGCUGUGUAUGAUCACCUAAACUCUUAAGUAGCAAUUGUUUUGCAGUGAUUUUUCAUGUUUCUCCAUGUUCUGAAUAUUCUCUGUGGUGGGUUGUUAAAAUAAUGCAGUUCUUCAGUGUUUCGUGGGUUAACAUGUUUGUUUUGUUGAUUUGUGAGGUGACAGGUUGUCAUGUUGAUUUAUAAUCUGAGGAGCUGUAGAGAUGGUCUGUUGUUUCAAUAUGAUGUUGUGCCGUCAUAUAGUGGUGUACUAGUGGUAGCUGAUGGCCUCUGACAGUCUUCAAUAUGCAGUGCCGAUAUUCUGGGCGUAUUUCAGCUUCUGACUCAUAAUCUCCAUAAGAAAUCAAUCAAAAUCCACAUUAUUUCACUGCAUAAUCUCUAAUCUAGACUGAUAAGUCUUGGUUUUAGCCCUGAGCAGAAAAUGCAAUUUUAGUUCAUGUUUUUCCACAUCUGAAAUAUUGCCAUGGAAGAUCGUUUCACACUGAGGUAGAUGAGCAGAGACACACGGACGGCCCAGGGGAACUCACAGUGUCCCAUGAGAUUACACUGCACCCAUCCACACAGCGAAAGCUGUUUUACCCUCUAGCGUACUGUUGUCGACCACGCACUGAUUCAACCUCUGUUGUUACACUUUGAAAAACAGGUAACUGUUAUCCACGUUUAUUCUGUGAAGAACUAUGGGACAGUAGAAUUGAUGCUGUAUGAGCACUGUAGGCAUGAACCUGUGUGAGAUGGGACAAGAUUUAUUCAUAACUAGGCUGUUUAUUGAAGCUUUAUAUAAAACUGCUAACAUUCGAGUCUCAUUUACAUGUCUUAGAGGGAUAGUUCAACCAAAAAAAGAAAAUUCUCUCAUUUACCCUGAUGUUAUCUGGAUGGCUUAGUUUAUUCUGUGGAACAGAACUGUUUUUGUCUGUACAAUGGGGUCCAAAAGUUGAAUUGUUUUAAAACUCAAGAGUGAACAUUUUUUCAAAAUAUCUUUAUUUCAUGUUCCACAGAACAAAGUUGUACAGAUUUGGAAUGGCAUAAGGGUGAGUAAAUGAUGACACAAUUUUCAUUUUUGGGUGAACUAUUUUGUUAAAGGUGCUGUACUGUAAGUGCUAGUGUUCCAGUAUUUUGCUAAUUUCAACCACACAAUCUGUUGAAAAUCCUCUACCGUUCAAAGCCAUGAACGUACAAAGUGAUUGGCAGAGUCUAACUGGAUAAAAUAGCGCAGGACACCCCCUUAAUUUUUUUUUUUUUUUUUUUUUUUCUGUCACAGAGACAGGUGUGAAAUCUCAGGACACCUAUUUCAGUGAUAUCUGUCAGAUUAUAGUUACAUUUUCAGGUGUGGUAUUCCCAAAAUUGCUUACAGCACCUUUAAUGUUGUCAUCAGAAUGAAGAAUAGUUUGAAAGCAAUAUAUAAAAUGCACAGAUUAUCAGUGAAAUCUCUGGCACUGGUUAAAGCCCCCAUUGUAUGUUAGCUGAGAUUUGAGCUGCAUAUCACACUUCACUUGAAACUUAAUAGAUGGGUUGACAUGGUUUGGAUUUAUAUCUGAAUUGUGUUGAAUCGUGUUGACACACAAUUGCGAGUCCAGUUCAGUAGUUCAGUGCCUAUAUAUGUGAGGUAGUGCCUCUACUGCGAUUUCUGUAAUAAACUCUUUGAACAUUUCUAUGUGA